AUGUUCUACUACGCAGCUUUUGUUGCCAUUGUUCUUCUUAUAGUUCGCUCCAAUGGUAAUCCAACGAGAUUAAAGAGAAAUGAACCGACUCGUUGUUGUAUACCAGACAAAUUUAGUGCCCAAAUUAGUACAUCAAGUGGUAUGCAAUUACCAGAUGAUAAAACAUUCGGGACUUAUGGAUACUAUAAUUUUUCAUAUGAUGUGGAUCGUGGUAUGGUUGGAAUGAAGGGAGUAUCAUUUUCGGUACCAGAGCAAAAGAAAUCAAAUAUUUGGAUUAUUGAAAAUAUAAAUGAUGGACAAAUUUAUACAAUAGAUCUAGAUUCAAAACAAUGUUACAAAUCAACAAUGCCAAUAAAACUAUUGCGUUGUAUACCAGAUUCAGCAACUUACUUACAUUCAGUUUCAUAUGGAUAUGGUAAUAAACAAAUCCCUGCUGAUACAUGGCUUGUAAUAAUGGAUGAUUUCAUUACUUAUACAACUGUGAGUAGUGAUGGUCUUUGUGUUCCAUUAUCUGGACAUAGUUUCCUUGCACAACCUCCUUUGGUCACUGCUGUGACAACAACAGAUUUUGAACCAAAUGUUGAUGAUCCAAGUAUAUUUGAUAUACCAGCAGAGUGUAAAAAUGCUGUCUAG
Messenger RNA from Rotaria sp. Silwood1, 633 nucleotides. Lineage: Eukaryota; Metazoa; Rotifera; Eurotatoria; Philodinida; Philodinidae. The record is from the annotation of a GenBank genome assembly.